UCGAAUGUUGAGCAGUGAAGCGAGGCUUCUAGACACAGAAAACUGCCCGGUGUGAUAUCAAGUACAUACUGGGAUGGGAGAGACUAUGGCGAGACGGGAGGGAGGGAGGGAUGGCGAGAUMCUAUGGCGAGGUGUGGAUAUGGGAGGGAGGGAGGGAUAGCAAGAUGGCGAGGGAGGGAGGACUCCAGGGGAGUAUGGCAAGAUGUGGAGAUGGGACGGACUAUGGUGAGAUGGGAGGAAGGGAGGAAUGGCGAGAUGGCAAGGGAGGGAGGGACUAUGGUGAGAUGGGAGGGAGGGAGGGAUGUACUAUGGAAGAUGAGGGGGGGGCGGAGGAGGAGAGAAGUACAAGAAGUAACAGAAGGGAGGAAGAAGAGGAAGAAGAAGAUGGCGGCGGCGGCAGGGCGGGAUGGUAUGGCGGCGGGCUGUGGCGGCGGUCGAAGAAGACGAAGAAGAAGACGAAGAGGAAGACGAAGACAAAGAGGAAGACGAAGACAAAAAGGAAGACGAAGACGAAGAGGAGGAAGAAAACGAAGAGGAGGAAGAAAACGAAGAGGAGGACGUGAGAUGGGAGGGAGGGAGGGAUGUACUAUGGAAGAUGAGGGGGGGGCGGAGGAGGAGAGAAGUACAAGAAGUAACAGAAGGGAGGAAGAAGAGGAAGAAGAAGAUGGCGGCGGCGGCAGGGCGGUAUGGUAUGGCGGCGGGCUGUGGCGGCGGUCGAAGAAGACGAAGAAGAAGACGAGGAGGAGGAAGAAGAAGAGGAAGAAGAAGAGGAAGAAGAAGAGGAAGAAGAAGAGGAAGAAGAGGAGGAGCAGGAGGAGGAGGAGGAGGAGGAGGAGGAGGAAGGAGGAGGAGGAAGAAGAAGAGGAAGAAGAAGAGGAAGAGGAAGAAGAGGAGGAAGAAGAAGAGGAAGAAGAGGAAGAAGAAGUGGACGAAGAAGAGGAUGAAGAAGAAGAAGAAGAAGAAGAAGAAGAAGAAGAAGAAGAAGAAGAAGAAGAAGAAGAAGAAGAAGAAGACGGCGAAGAAGAAGAAGACGGCGAAGACGGCGGCGGAGAAGAAGAAGAAGAAGAGGAAGAGGAAGAGGAAGAAGAAGAAGAAGAAGAAGAAGAAGAAGAAGAAGAAGGAGGAGAAGGAGGAGGAGGAGAAGGAGGAGGAGGAGGAGAAGCAGAAGGAGGAGAAGCAGGAGGAGGAGAAGGAGGAGGAGGAGAAGAAGAAGAAGAAGAAGAAGAAGAAGAACACGACGACGACGACGAAGACGACGACGACGAUGAAGAAGAAGACGAAGAAGAAGACGCCGACGACGAAGAAGAAGACGCCGACGAAGAAGAAGAUGCCGACGAAGACAAAGAAAAGAAGAAGAAGAAGAAGAAGAAGAAGAAGAAGAAGAAGAAGAAGAUGAUGAUGAUGAUGAUGAUGAUGAUGAUGACGAUGAGCGGAGCAGUUUUUUUUUUUUUUUUUGAAGAAGAAGAUGAUGAUGAUGAUGAUGAUGAUGAUGAUGAUGAUGAUGAUGAUGACGAUGAGCGGAGCAGUUUUCUUUUUUUUUUCCUUACCUGUCGUUUAUCUCGCGACCUAUCGCUAACGAAUGUAGAAAAAAAGAAGAAAAAUAAGAUAGUCAGAAGAGGACGAGGAGGAGAGAAGAAUAAGAAGAAGAAGAUGAGGGGGAGGAAGUAUAAGAAGAAGAAGAAGAAGAAGAAGAUGAGAGGGGGAGGAGGAGGAGGAGAGAAAAAGAAGUAGAAAAACGAGCGGAGGAGGAGGAGGAGGGAAGAAGAACUAGCCGGGUUGUCGGCAGGCAGGAGCACCGCGAUCGACGACGCUGGUGACGGGCGACGGGCGACUCGACGACGACGGGCGAAUGAAGCUCCCAAGCGAUG
Molecule: messenger RNA, 1868 nt
Organism: Chara braunii
Lineage: Eukaryota; Viridiplantae; Streptophyta; Charophyceae; Charales; Characeae
Source: the annotation of a GenBank genome assembly